AUGGCAGUAACACUUGUAGAAAUUAAAAAAAUGAUAAAAGAUUUGUUUUCAAAGUACAAAGUAGAAACGGAAGCUGCGCUAAAGCAACAAGAAAACAAUUUUAUAAAUAUAGUUAGUGCAAACACCAAAAUAUUAAACGAGAGAUUGGACAAAGUAGAAAAAAGUAUUUUGGAAAAUGCUAAAAAAAUAUCCACACUUGCAACAGAAGUUGAAGAAAUAAAAGAGACAAUUCUAAAAAACUCUUCAAAGUUAAAAGGAAAGAACAUUUUUAUAAACGAAGAUUUUUGCACGGAGACGAAUCGAAUUAGAGAGGAUUUACGAGAGAAAAUGAAAAUUGAAAGACAAUCGGGAAAAUUUGCGUAUAUUUCCUACGACAUGCUUAUUGUACGCGAGUGGAAUGCAAAAAAAAAGUAA
Molecule: messenger RNA, 414 nt
Organism: Hydra vulgaris (swiftwater hydra)
Lineage: Eukaryota; Metazoa; Cnidaria; Hydrozoa; Anthoathecata; Hydridae
Source: RefSeq, a predicted model, not a curated record